This is a messenger RNA of Gasterosteus aculeatus aculeatus (three-spined stickleback), 2686 nucleotides long. RefSeq names its product insulinoma-associated 1b (gene insm1b). Lineage: Eukaryota; Metazoa; Chordata; Actinopteri; Perciformes; Gasterosteidae. Gene Ontology annotation, molecular function: RNA polymerase II cis-regulatory region sequence-specific DNA binding; DNA-binding transcription repressor activity, RNA polymerase II-specific. Gene Ontology annotation, biological process: regulation of cell cycle process; negative regulation of transcription by RNA polymerase II; neuron differentiation. The record is from RefSeq and is a predicted model, not a curated record. Gene Ontology annotation, cellular component: transcription repressor complex; nucleus.
CAUAAAAAGAGUGGAGCUAUGCCUUGGAGACGAAAACAUUUCAGCAACAGAAGAAUCGAUAUACCGGGGAGAUAAAGUCCCGUAAGCUUCUAGAAUUGCCAUAUUUUUAACAAACCUGGAUACUCCAGACUUCGCCCACCUCCCCGAAGUGCCUUUCUGCCGUUACUCGCCAAGAUGCCCAAAGGAUUCCUGGUAAAAAGAAACAGGAAAUCUGCACAUAUUUCCUACAGACCUCGGUCGGACGAAGAUGACCUCCAGGAACACCCCACCCCAGCUGCCUUGCCGAGUUACGUGGACCCCUCCCCGCCGAUGUCCGUGGUGUCCAGUCCGGACCGCGCCGCGGCAUCUCCGGAUUUCAGAGCAGCCGACGUGCCGGUGCCAAGACGCGAGAAGCCGUUACAGUUCGGUAACCCAGAGGCGGCGUGCCAAGCCCUCUACAGCCCCACCCGGCCCAUCAGCAAGGAGCACGACCGGGGAUAUUUUGAGCGAAGUUUCAAUCUGGGCUCGCCGAUUUCUGCAGAGUCAUUCCCGACCCCUGCCUCCCUCUCCGGCCUGGACCACCUCCUGUACGCCCCGGUUGACCUGAAAAUCGGCACCAGCAAUAGCAGCCGCAGCGGCACCACCAGCAGCCUCCCCGCACCGAGCAACCGGGUCGCCGCCAAAAGACCCGCAGCGGACGGCACGGAGCGCAAAUCUAAACCCGCCCCCAAGAAACCCAAAGCCAUUAGGAAGCUCAACUUCGAAGACGAGAUGACGACUUCUCCCGUGCUUGGUCUCAAAAUCAAAGAGGGGCCGCUGGAGGUGAAGCCGAGGUCGCAGUCCUCCGGAGGAAACAAGCCCCUCGGAGAGUUUGUGUGUCAGCUGUGCAAGGAGGCGUACGCGGACCCCUUCUCCCUGGCUCAGCACAAGUGCUCCCGCAUCGUGCGGGUCGAGUACCGGUGUCCGGAGUGCGAUAAGAUGUUCAGCUGCCCGGCCAACCUCGCCUCUCAUCGCCGCUGGCACAAACCCCGGACCACCGGCGCGCCGGCGAUGCCACCGGCUCAGGGCAUCAAACCCGAAACGGCCAAAAUGCCACCGCUAGGUGUCAAGUCGGUCACCGACGAAGCCAAAGACAUGAGCGACAGGGACACCCCGAGCCCCGGCCUGUCCGAGUCGGGCUCCGAGGACGGCACAUAUGACUGCCAGUACUGCGGGAAGAGGUUUAAGCGACAGGCAUACCUAAGAAAACACAUCAUGGCGCACCAGGCGUUGCAAAAGAAAGUGCUGGAGGAGCACGGGUUCCAAACCGGCGAGCAGCCGGCCGAGCAGGCUCCGGUCUUGUCCUCCUCAGCAUCCUCCUCCUCCUCCUCAUCAUCCUCAGAGGAAGCCUCAAACCAAAGCCCCCUCAAUCUGAGCCCGGUGGACUGCCUGCUGUGCCCGGUGUGCGGGGAGAGUUUCACCAGCAGGGCCGGCCAGGAGAGACACCUGCGCCUCAUGCACUCCUCCCAGAUCUACCCGUGCAAAUACUGCCCCGCCACUCUGUACAGCUCGCCGGGGCUCACCAGGCACAUAAACAAGUGCCACCCCUCGGAGAACAGGCAGGUGAUCCUGCUGCAGAUGCCGGUGCGCCCCGCCUGCUAGAGACAACCGUAAACUCGUGCCUUUGCUGGGAGGGAGAAGUAAAAGAAAAAGUGGCUUCGGAGUAAAAAAAAAGAAGAAAAAAAAAGAAAAGAGUUUCUGCCAUACAAUGGGCCAAUAAAAAGGCGGGGCGGUUUGAUGUUUAAGUGGUGUUAAAUGAGGUGUCUUUUCCAUGCCAAUCAGUGAUUGUUGAAUGCUUCUCUCUAUAUUUGAAUUACAUAUAGGCCUAUUUUGAGAUUCUCUUUCUCAAAUUAGUUUAUCAAGAAAAAAAAAAGAAUACAAAGCGUUAGUUUGACUGUUAAAAGGGUAUUUUUCUAGGACAGCACAUGUGUUCGAUGAUAGCUUCUAGACCUAAGAAAUGUCUUAAAAAUCCUCAGACCCCCCCCCCCCCACCCCCAACUACCCCCCUCCCGACCCCGUGAAUUCCCCGACCGUGAUGCUCUGUCGCUGAAGCUUUACGCUGGUUUGUGACCGACGGAACGCGUCAACUUUGUAUCGUUGGGAAAACGAGUGACUGAAGCAUUCCCUGUGUAGUAGAACCACGACUGCCUUUAGUAUAAUUUACAGACGAGCCUGUAGUCCGACACACAUACGUCCACAUCCCGCUGUAUAACUGCCUUAAAAAAAAGUCAACAUACACUGUUUUGAUUUUGAACGCCGGCACAUAUUUUAUUAUGUUAUUAUUAUUAUUAUUAUUAUUGAAGAAUUGUUGCAAUAUUUUUCAUCAUAUGUUUAUUUAUUUAUUUAUUCUAAUUAUUUUGUGUAACUUAUUGUUGUGUUUGUUGUGACUUCUUCUGUGAAUCGUUCUGGCAGUUUACAUGUCGUAUAGCCAAAAUGUUUUAUUUUCUUUUUGCUCAAAUUCACGAGUUGUGAUAAUUAUCGUGGAUCGGGUUUUAAUCUUCAAUCACCACAGCUCUUGUUAAAAGAAAAAAAAACGUAAAGCUCUUACCUUAGAUGCAAUCUUUUUUAAGGACAAGUUAUUUUUCUUAAAUGUUGGCUUUUAUAGCGCUUUGAUUGUAUGUGUAUAUCGUUGUUGUCUAUCGAAAUAAAAAAAAUAUUUUCAAAAGGA